Pseudovirgaria hyperparasitica is the source of this 4202-nucleotide messenger RNA. Its product is annotated as WD40 repeat-like protein. The record is from RefSeq and is a predicted model, not a curated record. NCBI's taxonomy places the organism in Eukaryota, Fungi, Ascomycota, Dothideomycetes, Acrospermales, Acrospermaceae. Gene Ontology annotation, molecular function: protein binding. Bases 385 to 3750 code for a protein of 1121 amino acids. The transcript has 3 exons.
AUCUUCCAGCCCCUCUCCCACGCAAGCACCAUCUCGUCCCAAGCUCUUCUUUUCUCUCACUAUUCUGGCUGCAUACCUCCACUGCGCUCAUCAUUUCUCCAGGCACCUCUUGCCCCUUUGCAUCCACACCACAAAAGUUCACUGACCAUGUCGUGGUGAUAUUUAGUCACCUUCCUGCACCUUGUAAGCCCCGAGCGGCGUACCCAGACGCAGGAUCUCCCCACUGGGGUCUAUAAUCAGGGACUACAGCAUUCGACUACUUCUAUGCGGCUCGGAAUACCACGUUAGUGUGUACGAAUGAUCAGUUGAGUCACAAGAACCGCUUUCACGCGCCUCUCUUGUUUCGACUUCGCGUCGGCUUAAACCGCCCCUUCCGAUAUGAACAUGACCCCAACUGAGAGCGACUUGAGCGGCGACUCCUUCGCGACGACUACGUUUACCUCGGCGGGUGCCUCGCAGUCAACUCACGCUUCUCCAACUUCGCCAACCUUCCUGAAAUCUGCGUCCCGUCCACGUACCGCUUCCCGAUGUAAAGACAUAUCGACCGCAGCGUCACUGCAACGUAUGGAUCCUUUCACAGAUACUGUAGGACGCUAUGCCUAUGCUCCGGCCACCAAAACGACUGUUGUAACGACUACAACCACAACAAGUGUGACACUCCCGCCGUUAAUAGUCAAAGCCCCUCGUCAGCUUCAAAAUCGAGACCCGAAACUCUAUCCCCUGGCAGCGUCAUCCACACCAGCAUAUCUUAAGGAUCUCACAUUUGACAUUGGAGGAAUGCCAGCACACUUCAGGGAAUCGGAUGUACCUGAGCAGACUUUGAAGGAGACAGAAAACCAGAUCGCUUUUCUGGAAACAGUAAAAGGCGCCGUCGAGUCUGCCAAACAUCCUGAGAACCGCUAUGAAACUCCAAAUCGACCCCUUCGACGCUCGAACUCACACAUGUUCAAAGUUUUGGCAGAGCAGAGACUGCCUGGCUCACUCAGAAGAAAAAGGGCAUCUCCGUCACAUAUACCCUCGAUCGCUGAGGCUGCUGAGAUUGCGAGCCUGCACCGGCAGCAUAGGAAACAGAAAGCACCCGUGCGUGAGGCUGGCACAGCCGGCUAUAGCUCACUCAGGAAUCACCAAAACCCCCUGGAAGAGAAUGUAAAUCCUACGACACCGGAUACGGACGCUGGCGCUCCUGCUCGUUUUGGUGCACCCCACGCGAAUCUGCGGUCGGAACCAGCUCGAUCAAGGCUGGCCCACGGUCAACAGAGAGAGUAUUUUGAUCUGGAUCGGCGGUCUACGAGCUCUGAUGGGAAUGUGUGGGCGGAUCAGAUCGUUACAAGCUCACGGGUUACGUCAAACGAUCCAUUGACGCAGACGGGAACGGGGCUUGGACUAGUUGCCUUUGCCCUUGAAGGUUCUGGUGCGGCAGCGACGCCCCCAAUCGCGGAUGCAGACCUUGAGCUUGCCAGUCAACCUGAAGCAACCGAUCACAGCUUCCGUCGUCCGACACGUCCGCCGCCUCUAGAUACGUUAGCAACACAAGAUGCUAGUCUUCCGAGCCCUAGUUUAUCACCUAUCACUGCUGCAGCGAACGCGGCAUUGCAUGGAAACCAAACAGGAACUUCAUCAACCACUCUAGAUAACGACGACGAGAAUGAUGUUUCUAGCUUAGAUAUAUCUGACAUAUUUGAGGAGACUAUAGGCGACAAGAUUCAUCGUAGACAAGUCACCGAUGGAAUUCUUCCAGAUCACCUUGUUGACCCGAAUGGGCCGUCAUCGGACACGAAUCUUCAAGCCCCGACUCUCAUGGAUAUUCCCGCGAUGAUCGACUCAUUCGACGCGAUGCCAGAUGCGAUGAAAACGUACGUCAUGUUUCAACUUCUAAGACGCUGCUCGAAGCCUACUUUACACUUUAUCGCCGACACAGUCAACCCAGCUUUGAAGUGCGACUUUCUUGGCCUUCUUCCUACAGAAUUGAGCCAGCAUAUUGUAAGAUACCUGAACGUGAAAAGUAUGUGUCGAGCUUCGCAGGUAUCGAAGAAGUGGAGAAGCAUUAUCAAUCAAGAUGAGAAAGCUUGGAAGGAUCUACUCGAGGCCGAUGGUUUUGACCUUCCUGUAGACGAGAUUGGUCGCGCAGUCAGAGAAGGUUGGGGGUGGCAAUACCCACAUUCUGCUGAAAGCUAUGAACGCGAUUUACGGGAAUCGACUGUGCCGUUGGGAGACGGCUCUCCGGUUACUUCAUCACCGGGCUCGGCAGUUCUCGGAGAGGUUGAAGUCAUAGCUCUUUCCAGACCAAAGAGAAAGGCCACAGCAAAAUAUGGUACCAAAAAGCGAAGAAAAGUGCUUGUAGCGAACUCAAAGGGUAACGAGCUGUCCAAGCACCCGUCUUGGAUGAAAUCACUGGACAAGGCCCAAGGACCUAUGGCAUUUGCAGAUGCUGCACUGCUGGCCGUACCGAACCCAAAUGUUGGUCUUCCAAGCCUCCGCAACCUUCAUCUCUAUAAAUCGCUUUAUCAGCGUCACUACCUCAUGCGCAAGAGCUGGAUGAAGGAAGACACUCAGCCGCAUCACCUCACAUUCCGUGCUCAUGGGCGCCAUGUCGUUACUUGCCUCCAGUUUGACACCGACAAGAUUCUUACGGGCAGUGACGACACACACAUUAACGUAUACAACACAAAAACAGGAGAGCUAAAGGCUCGUUUGCACGGACAUGAAGGAGGUGUCUGGGCGCUUCAAUAUGAAGGCAAUAUUCUUGUGUCAGGUUCUACGGAUAGGUCAGUCCGUGUAUGGGAUAUCGAGAAAGCAAAGUGUCUACAGAUCUUCCAAGGUCAUACUUCUACCGUCCGAUGCCUCCAAAUUCUCAAACCUACUAAGAUUGGAGAGACUGCCAAUAAGGAACCUAUAAUGAUGCCGAAGGAGCCUCUGAUCAUUACUGGAUCGAGAGAUUCUACACUACGUAUCUGGAGGCUUCCUCAAGUUGGUGAUCAUCAAGUCCAUCAAGUUGCGCAGCAAGCAAAUGAUUAUGAGAAUCCGUACUUCAUCCGGCAACUUACCGGACAUCAUCACUCUGUACGUGCGAUCGCUGCCCACGCUGAUACACUCGUAAGUGGCAGCUACGAUGCAACAGUCCGCGUAUGGAAAAUAUCCACUGGCGAGGUUGUCUACCGCCUGUCUGGACAUGCGCAGAAAGUGUAUAGUGUUGUGCUCGAUCACAAAAGGAACCGGUGCAUAAGUGGCUCUAUGGACAAUCUUGUCAAGGUCUGGUCCCUGGACUCUGGCCAAUGCUUGUUCAAUCUUGAAGGCCACUCCUCGCUUGUGGGCCUCCUAGACCUCAGUCACGAUCGUCUUGUAUCUGCUGCUGCAGAUUCUACGCUUCGUAUCUGGGACCCCGAAAACGGCCAAUGCAAGUCAACCUUGAGUGCUCACACUGGUGCUAUCACAUGUUUCCAGCACGAUGACCAAAAGGUAAUCUCCGGGUCCGACAGAACUUUGAAGAUGUGGAACGUCAAGACUGGCGAAUGCGUCAAGGAUCUCUUGACAGACCUUAGUGGAGUCUGGCAGGUCAAAUUCAAUGAUCGUCGUUGCGUUGCAGCAGUGCAACGCAACACACAGACCUACAUUGAGGUCCUGGAUUUUGGCGCCUCUCGCGAUGGCAUACCACCCGAUCAACGGGGUCGACGCAUCGUCGUCGAUAGCAAAGGCCGAGAGAUCGAAGAUCUUGAGGAAUUCACGGACCCAUUAGAUCCUGCGCAACCAUGAGUAACACAUUAACAUCUACACAUUGCGACACCCCUUGCCACUUUUCACCACUGUAUACCCAUUUUGCAUCCACGGCUGACCCCCUGUCUGACCGCGCGGCGUUGCGUUGCUUCUUUUUUUUUGUGUUGUUUUCAAAGAGAUUUGAUGACGCAAAUUUUACUACCUGAUAUCAACACCAUCACCUGGUUGCAGUAUUUGUCGGCGCACUUGUAUUCAUGGGCCGGAGUACUUAUGGAAAUGGUCACGAUCAUAACGAAGCGAUGGCGUACAUCACUGGCGCUGGACAUGCCACAUGGUUAUAUGUCUUUUCGAACGUGCAAGGCACGUCUUUGUUCAUGGCAUACAAGGUACAUGUUUUAUGCAUCAUAUGUUUACUUCUAACCUCAUUGAAACGUGAAUAUUCAUUAAAAUGUAGACAUAUCUACAUAACUCCUCAUAUGCAAACAUUCGAU